CAGAGCAGUUACAGAACAGAAGCUUCCAAUCUCAAAAACGAGUGUCGUAAAUUCAGAACGAGACAAUGGAAGAGCCCAUCAAGGAACAGCCUCCCUCUGCUGGUGUUUCUGGGAACUCUGCGAGACCCAAGCUUCAGAGAUACGCACUUCGUUCUUCUAAAUUCAAGGAAAACAAACCCGAUUUCUCCAAUUCUUCUGAAUCUAAAAGAGGGACAAGUACUCCAAGUGUAAGCAGAAGUGUAGGUGUUCUUGAUUUCUCUGGCAAGGACAAGUCUACUAGUGCUAAACCACCAAGAAGGCUCUCCAUUCCAGUCAAAGCAUCUACCACUCUGAGCCCAAAGCUGGUUGGCAACAUUACUCCAAUCUCAGAGACCAGAACAAUGAGGUCUGGUUAUAGCCAAGCUUCUCAAAGCAGAACCCAAACACCCAUUUCUGACAUUCCCAGAACAUCCAGCCGAAUGAAGUUCAAUCUCCUGUCUUCUUCUUCAUAUUGGUUAAGCCAGAUUAAGCUAUCUGAAUCCGCUGCCAAACACUCACUUUCACUAGGAUUCUUCAAACUUGCUUUGGAGGCAGGAUGUGAGCCUUUUCAGAAGAUGCAAGAUGAGCUAAAAUCUUAUGUGGGGCGAAAUCAGCUAACUGAACUUGGAGAACCAGUGAAAGAACUGCUUGAAAGCUAUAAUAUUGCAGAAACUAUAGAGCAGACCCAAGUGUCCGAAAGCAUUUCACUAGUGCCAGAAGAGGGAACUCGAUCCUCUGAUGAUGAAGUGCAUUGCUGCUCUUCGUCUACCAUGGAUACUGCAAAACUGAAACCCAAGUGUAACACUGCUUUUAUUGCUCCUGCUGUGAAGGAAACUAGCCAAAAGAAUAAUGAUGCAUCCAGGUUGAGAGAAAAUCUCAGAAAGAACACUGCAAAUUCAAGAUCUGCUUCUGGCAGUGGGAAUCGUAGGUUAGCUAAAAAAUCAGAGAAACAUACUAAGCAACAAACAAAUAAGGAGAAGGGAAAGAAGUCUGAUGUCAAAGAAGGCAAGGGAGCAGCAAUAUUUCAUUUUUUAUACUAACGAAAUUUUUUAGUUUGGUUAGUCUAAUGCCUUCGUAUGAUUAUUUGCUUUCACAGUUCCGAUCAGUCCUACAAGUGCUGAAGAUAAUCUACAGGCAAACAAAGAAAAUAUGGUAAGUCACUAUGGAGUGUAACUUCUAUCUGGCUUAAUCAUAAAUUUACUAUUCAUGCACCGUUUUUCGUUUUAACUUUCAUGUAACAGGUGUUAAAUUUGAUCCUUAUACUUUAAAUUACUUUUUCUUUAUUUUCCACUUUAUAGAAGUUUUAUAUUUUAGUUUUUACAUAUGAAUAUUUUUUUUUUAUCCUUUUAAGAUAACUCCAAGAAAAAUAUAUUCUGUUAUAAUUUUAAUAAAUAGUUGUUAAGCCAGUUUGUUAAAACAUUUUCGUACAAGGACUAAAUCUAGAAACUAAAUUAAUAAUUCAACUUUUUAUUUUCUAGUGUAAAAGAAAAGAAUAUAUGGCUAACGUAUUGCUUCUUUCAUUGGACGUUCAGACCCCUGAAUCUGAUGAGAUCAGUUUGACAGAAGUGGUCGGGUGAACAAGCUUGCAGUUAUGAAUUUUUUUCAUUCUCAAACUUUGUUUGUCUGCAGUGUUUUACGCGUGUGCAGUUUGUCUCUCUACAGGAAGACAGAUGAAAAUUGUUUUCUCACCGUUUGCCUCUCUGCAGUGUUUGGCAAUUGGCAUAUUUUGUGUGUCCUAACAUAAUAUCGUUUAUCAAACCAAACUGUCUUCAAUAUCAUGGUUUGUCGUGUCUAUAUGUGCUUUUUAUAAUAUUUAUAUAGAUUUCCGACAUAAAUUUGCAUGAUUUGUAAUUAUUUCUUCUAGUAUAUUUAUAUGAAUUCCAACAUUUUCUGAUUUUUGGGGGGAACAUGAGUUAAAAAUGUGCUAUAAUAGUAUUUUAACCUGAGCUGAGAAUAUUUUUACCAGAGCUUAAGAAGAAAAAAAAAUCGUGUUUUAAUUUUCAAUAAUCUCAUUUUGCUGAGUCUUUGACCCUGCUGUGCCCAGUUUAUUUGUUUGGUGUAAAAAAACAACUAUGCAUUCUUGUUUUACAAUCUUGAUUUUGACAAUAUUUAUUGUUGAUGAAUGGUGAAAAGUUUAUUUAUAAAAAUAGACACUCAAAAGACUUAAUAAGCAAAUAAGUGAAAUUUAGACGAUCAUAUUUGGAUAUAUCCCCUAGAUAUUGCGGUGUAUUGAGAUAAAACAAGAAGAAAAAUGAUAUAUCUCAACCAAUAAAAAUUUAAAGGUAAAAGAUGAAAUCAUUUUACAAUAAGAAGACUCACUUUAAAGAAACCAGGCUCAACCUAUUUCUCAAUUUAAUCGACUGCAUGUUCAAUCCUUAGUCAGAAUAGAUUCAGUACUAACACUUAUCCUCAUAAUCUCUCACGUUUUAAUUACAUCACUAACCGUGCAGCAGAUUAAUUCCUAAACUUCUGAAUACUAACAAUUUAAUUUCUAAAAUUAUCAUUUUAAGUCCUAACAUUACAAAACAAUUGUUUUACUCCCAACUACCAAACAACGAACAUCUCAGUUAUUAAAAUUAAAUUAAAUUAAAACAAUUAUCUAUAAGACUAAAUUAGUGCUCACUAUUUCAAAUACUAAUUUAUUCUAUUACUCUUAAAUGAGCUAAAUCCCUCUUUAGCAACUCCUCUCCACCUUUCACAUACAUGACUGCGAGCCAACUUCAGCAUACCGUCUCGUCUAAAAUAUGCCUAUCUCAUACAAUAUGCCAUCACGUAAAUUACUAUCUAUUUGAAACAAAUAGUAAUAAAAUCAUACAUCGCAUCAGACUAGUAACAUCGAAACCAAAACCAAAUAUUAUUCAAAGGAAGGGAAUUCUAAAUAGCAAAUAAUUAAUCACCUCAUUCGCGAUCAGAAACAUCAACUUCAGAGGAAAAACCAUACAAUGGAAAUGAUAUAAAAGUUAUUUUCCUAAAUCUUUGUGAUUAUAAUAUAUCAGAAAACAACUUAUAUCUCGUGUAAGAUUGAUCACCCAAUAUCACAUGGCAGAAAUGUCAGUUCAGGUCACAAUACGAGGUUGAAAACAGGAUAUAAGUUACGAUGUGACAGAGAAACCAUACAAUGUAAAUGAAAUUGAACGUAGUUUAUAAAUUCUUGUGAUCAUAACCAAUUCAGGAAACUUCAACUUAUACAUUGAACCGUGUUGAGAACAAUCUGAUGCAAAUUGACAGAAAACUCUAUUUUACAUGAACUGACAUGAACAAUGCAUAAACUACAAUGAAUUAAAGAUAAGAUGAUCCUAACAUUCAGAACAGUAAGGAAUACGACAUAAAAUUUGGUAGGUUGACACGGUCAUUUUAUAUGUAGAAAUGCAGCCUAAUUCAUGUCUUCAACGGCCCACAACCACAUAAAGAUUGGCCUAGUCAGCUGUCCAACUCUGCUCCACAAUUUCCCUCACUCUUCGAUUGUACUCACGCUUGUUCUCGCUAAACAUUCGAGCUGCUUCUGAGUUCGCAGGAGAGUUUGGGUUGGGAUCACAAAGCAAUGACUGCCACAAGUAAUAAUUACCUUUCAGAAAAUUAUAAUAACAUCCUGACUACUACCAUAGCAGGGAAUGAAUCAAUUAAAAAACUGCAUGAGGAUAUUCUAUUUCAACAUGGAAAAAAUGUUCCCCAGAAACUUUCAAAUACAAUAUCGAGAUAUCCAAUAGUAGAAUCAAGAAGACAGCAAUAUGGUCGUACACACA
Messenger RNA from Abrus precatorius (Indian licorice), 3761 nucleotides. RefSeq lists its product as uncharacterized. The coding region runs from base 66 to 1058 and encodes 330 amino acids. The record is from RefSeq and is a predicted model, not a curated record. Lineage: Eukaryota; Viridiplantae; Streptophyta; Magnoliopsida; Fabales; Fabaceae. The transcript has 4 exons.